CCUGCGCGCGCUUGGUACGGUCGGCUGGGAUCCGGGCAGCCGCGGCCGGCGCUCAAGUUUCCCGGGCAGGAAGCGCGGGGCCUGCCGGAAAGGCGCCGGGACCGUUGUCCGCUGGACCGGUGGCGGUCGCGCGUGGACUGCGACAUGCAGAGCGUAAACCUGGGCAACAAGGAGAGCGGCAAGAUAUGGCACCGCAAACCAUCCCCAGCCACUCGGGACGGAAUUAUAGUGAACAUCAUUCACAACACUUCUGACUACCUGCCCAAAGUUUUACGGUUUUUGAAUGUGGCUUUUGAUAGCUCAGGUGAUUCUUUAAUUGCUGGGGACCAUCAAGGAAAUAUCUAUGUUUUUGACUUGUAUGGAAACAGGUUUAAUCUUGUUCAGCGAACAUCGCAAGCUUGCACAGCUCUGGCCUUUAAUCUUCAUAGGAAGUCUGAAUUCCUUGUGGCGUUAGCUGAUUAUUCUAUUAAAUGUUUCGAUACAGUCACCAGGGAGCUAGUUAGCUGGAUGAGAGGACAUGAAUCAUCGGUGUUCUCGAUCUCUGUGCACGCAUCUGGGAGAUACGCCAUCACUACUUCUUCUGAUACAGCACAGCUAUGGGACUUGGAUACCUUCCAAAGAAAAAGAAAGCUGAAUAUUCUCCAGUCUGUGGGUAUACAAAAGGUUUUCUUUCUACCAUUAAGUAAUACCAUCCUCAGCUGUUUUAAAGAUAAUUCCAUCUUUGCCUGGGAAUGUGAUACUCUUGUUUGCAAAUAUCAAUUGCCAGCUCCACCUGAAAGCUCUAGUAUAUUAUACAAAGUGUUUGCUGUGACCAGAGAUGGCCGAAUCCUGGCUGCUGGGGGCAAAUCGAAUCAUCUUCAUUUGUGGUGCUUGGAAGCCAAACAGCUAUUUAGAAUUAUCCAGAUGCCCACCAAAGUUCGAGCCAUUCGCCAUCUAGAAUUUCUUCCUGAUAGUUUUGAUGCUGGUUCUAAUCAGGUGCUUGGAGUGCUCAGUCAGGAUGGCAUUAUGAGAUUUGUUAAUAUACAGACUUGUAAACUUCUCUUUGAAAUUGGGAGCCUUGACGAAGGAAUUAGUUCAUCAGCAAUUAGCCCCCAUGGACGGUACAUUGCAUCUAUUUUGGAAAAUGGAAGUCUGAACAUAUAUUCAGUUCAGACUUUAACAAAAGAAAUAAAUAAGCCACCUCCCCCUUUAGUGAAAGUGAUUGAAGAUUUGCCUAAGAGGAAAGUGAAUUCUGGUGAUCUUAAGAUGAAAGUAACAUCAGGAAGAGUACAGCGGCCAGCAAAAUCAAGGGAAAACAAAAUACAAGCUAGAAUAUUAAAACAAGACCUGACUGGUAAUUUUGAAAAUAAAGAGAAUGAGUUUUCAGAUGGAUUAAACAAAAAGCGUUUACAAACCUUAUUAAAAAGCUAUGGUGAAUAUCCAACGAAAUACAGAAUGUUCAUUUGGCGCUCUCUGCUACAGCUGCCUGAAAAUCAUACUGCAUUUAGUAACCUUAUAGAUAAAGGUAUUCAUGUGGCAUUUCUCAACCUUCAGAAGAAAUACCCCAUCAAAAGUAGGAAACUACUCAGAGUAUUACAGAGAACCCUCUCCGCAUUAGCUCACUGGUCCGCCAUCUUUAGUGACACACCGUAUCUUCCACUUCUGGCAUUUCCAUUUGUAAAAUUAUUCCAGAACAACCAGCUCAUCUGUUUUGAAGUUGUUGCUACUCUUUUAAUCAAUUGGUGUCAACACUGGUUUGAAUAUUUUCCUAAUCCUCCUAUCAAUAUUCUUAGUAUGAUAGAAAAUGUUUUGGCAUUUCAUGACAAGGAACUCCUGCAACACUUCAUAAAUCAUGAUAUAACUUCCCAGCUGUAUGCAUGGCCUCUUCUUGAAACUGUGUUCUCGGAAGUACUGACAAGAGAGGAGUGGCUAAAAUUAUUCGAUAAUGUCUUUUCCAACCAUCCUUCAUUCCUCCUGAUGACUGUUGUGGCCUACAACAUAUGUUCUAGAGCUCCUUUGCUCAACUGUAAUCUUAAAGAUGAUUUUGAGUUUUUUUUUCACCAUCGUAAUAACCUGGAUAUAAGUGCUGUAAUUAGAGAAGUUUAUCGUCUCAUGGAUACCACGCCCGCUGAUAUUCAUCCAGACAGCGUGCUUGAUGUUUCUGUGGCACUGACAAAAGGGCAAUACCCAGUAUUUAAUCAAUAUCCAAAGUUUAUUGCGGACUGUCAGACACAGGAACGAGAAAGAAUAAGGAAUGAUGAAUUGGAUCCCUUAAGAGAGAGGCAGGUAGUUGAAGACAUGCAAGCUGAAGUAGACCAGCAAAGAGUUGAAGAUGAAGGUUGGUACCAAAAACAGGAACUGCUUCGUAAAGCUGAAGAAACAAGGAGAGAAAUGCUCUUACAAGAGGAGGAGAAGAUGACACAGCAAAGACAGAAACUAGCUGCUGUGAAAAGAGAGUUGAAAGUAAAGGAAGUGCACUUACAAGAUGCUGCAAGAAGGCAUCUCCUGCAGCCUCAGCGAGAUGAGCGUGAAAUGGAGCUAAGAAGACUGGAGGGUGAAAUUGAGAGACAGGUACAUAUGAGAGAUCGAGAAAUUGCUGCCACAGCCAAAGACCUAGAAAUGAGACGUCUGGAACUCGAACCACAAAAAAGACUUUAUGAGAAGAAUCUCACUAGAAAUCAAGAAGCUAUUGCAAAAGAAAUGAGAGAAGAUGCAGAUGCCUAUAAACGAAAAGUGGAUCUUGAAGAACACAUGUUUCAUAGACCGAUAGGAACAGAUCAAACUCAGAACCAAAAAACUCAGAAGUUAAUUGAAGAAAAUUUGGCAAAAGCUGAACAAGCAUGUCUAAAUACUGACUGGCGAAUUCAAGCUUUACAUAAACAAAGAUGCGAUGAUCUACACCGAAAUGAAUGUUACCAGGAAGUAGCCAAACUGCUUCGGAAAAACAGAAAGAAAGAAAUGGAAGUAUUAAAUGCAGUGAUGGAGGGGGAAGCUGAAAAGUGGGAGGAAGCUGAAGAAAAAGACUUUCAUUUGAAAUCAGAAAAGAAAGCUGCUGCUCUUUCAGAUGCAUCUAGAAGGUGGUUCCUAGAGAAUGAGAUACAUGAUGCUUUAGAAAAUGCUCAACAUCCGUACCGUAGAGUGCCCAGGUGCCAAGAUGAAUGGGUCGCCUCAAGCUGUUUGCCUAGAACCUCACAGUUAAAAGACAUUUCUGAAAUGGAGUGCUUGACACAGAUUUCAUUAAACCAAAGAAAAACACGUUGGGACACCAUGGAAUGGGAUCUUAUGGAGAGAGUGAGAAAUCUCCGCCAGAGACUCGCCACCCAGGCUCGGAACAGAUGUCAGACGCCUCAUCUUUUGGCUACUUAGGAGGCUGGUCACCUUGAGAGAGUCAAAGAGCGAGAUGCCUAUUUUGCAAUCAGUGACACUGAUUUUCAGAUUAUUUAUUUUAAAUUCCUAUAAAGAUCAACCUUUUGUAUGAAAAAUAUGUGUGUAUAAAAAUUAUGUGUUCUCCUUAAUUCUGGUGCUUUGUGACUUGUAAGUGGCUUAUUGUACUUUUCACAACAAAAAAAAAUUUGAAGCUUUUAAAGCUUUGUAUUAGGCCCUUUCAGGUUGCAAGGACCAGCAUAAACCUCAGGAACUUUAGUUGGUGAGGUUUUAUUUUAAAGAUGAACGGAGAAAUAAAGAACAUGACACCACCUCAACAGCUGUGCAACCAGGACUGAGCCUGAACUCAGCGGCAGCACCGGGGCACGAGCAGUGAGGAGAGGCCCACCUGACAGCCCCCCUGCCCCCAGCAGCUGGUCCUCCCCUCGUCAGCGAUCCGCCGUACCAACAACAGCACCCGGGCCACUGUCUCCUCUUCUCCUGACGGCACCGGCUCAGCUCCACAACAGGGCUGCUCCCGGCUUCCUCAUCUUGGCAAAUUACUUCCCUGAACCCAUUUCUAAAGGGAGAGUAGAAA
Messenger RNA from Eubalaena glacialis (North Atlantic right whale), 3940 nucleotides. RefSeq names its product TBC1 domain family member 31 (gene TBC1D31). NCBI's taxonomy places the organism in Eukaryota, Metazoa, Chordata, Mammalia, Artiodactyla, Balaenidae. Gene Ontology annotation, molecular function: protein binding. The transcript has 22 exons. Gene Ontology annotation, cellular component: centrosome. The coding region runs from base 145 to 3345 and encodes 1066 amino acids. The record is from RefSeq and is a predicted model, not a curated record.